This is a messenger RNA of Prunus armeniaca (apricot), 897 nucleotides long. Lineage: Eukaryota; Viridiplantae; Streptophyta; Magnoliopsida; Rosales; Rosaceae. The record is from the annotation of a GenBank genome assembly.
AUGUUUAUGGUAUGUGGACUAACGAAGGAUCAAUUAAUUCACAUUGCUGUUAGGGAUAAGGCUGUAGUGAAUUAUGUUCAAACUGUUAAUACGAACAUAAUUGCUUCUCCUUUUUUGUUGGAGGCUGUUCCUAACAAUUACAGUUUUGCACAAGAUGAGGAUACAUGUAAAUAUUCAAUUCAAACUGGUAGUAUUGUUGAUUCAAGUGCAGCUUCUUCUUCUUCUUUGAGUAUGGAUUUUGAUGGUAUUAGCAGUGAGUAUGGAAAUGAAUAUUUAGGCAAAUAUGGUAGUUGUGGAGGUCGUAAGUAUUUGUCUACUGAUUGGGAGGGUUAUAUUACUCAUGAGGGUCAGAAGUUUGAGGGUGGAGUUUGUGAAUUCCGUGAUAAGUUGGCUAAGUACUCGAUUGAGAAUGGUUUUAAGAUGAAAUAUUUGAAAAAUGAGCCUCGUCGUGUUACUGCUGUGUGUGCUAAGAAGGAAUCAAAUGGCUGUGAGUGGCAUGUGCAUGCUGUUAAGUCGAAUGUAAAUGGAUUUUUUUAUAUUAAGAACUUAAAUAAUGCACACAGUUGCAGUGGUUUGAUCCGUGAGAAGAGAAAUAAGGCAAUGGGGUCUCGUUUGGUGUCUUCAAUUGUCAAAGAUAAGGUUCGUAGCAAUCCUUUGGUAAGGCCUAUUGAGCUGAUUACUGAUUUGAAGGAGAAUUAUGGAUUGGAUAUCCCUUAUCAUGUUGCGUGGUAUGGGAAGGAGUCGGCUACUAAGGAUUUGCAUGGUGAUGAGGAGUUGUCUUAUGCUCACCUGCCUUGGUAUGUGAAUGUUUUGAAGGCCAGCAAUGUCGGAUCUCAUUGUGUGCUUGACUGUGGCGAGGAUGGUUUCUCGUUUCCAGCGGAUCUUUAUAUGUUUUAA